Messenger RNA from Bradysia coprophila, 4569 nucleotides. RefSeq lists its product as uncharacterized. NCBI's taxonomy places the organism in Eukaryota, Metazoa, Arthropoda, Insecta, Diptera, Sciaridae. The record is from RefSeq and is a predicted model, not a curated record.
CUUAACUGAAUUCAGUCAGUUUGUCGCCGUCGUUCGAGUGAUAUGUCGUAUUCGUAUAAGGUUGCGGCUCUCAAAAUAUAAAAAUUUUUCAAAAAAAGAAAAGAUUAUAUUGAAUUCUCAUACUUGUUCAAUUUUUUCUUUUAAUCGUGUGUCUAUAAACGAGUUAGUGUUGUUAAAGUGUGGCGAUUGUACGAAUAUGCAAAAUUGAAUGUCGUUCGGUCGAUUCGAAUAAAAUACAGAAAAAAUCUUUGAUUCAAUUGUGAAUAAAAUUAAAAAUAUAAAUCAAAUGGUGAUGUUUAGAUACAAAAAUAAAAGAUAGAGAGCAAAAACUUCGUCAAUUUUUUUUUUGUUCACGUAAAGGUGCGUAAAGGAGAGUGAAUAAAGCAAAAAUUGAAAUUAUAGAAAGAAGAAUUCAAAAAAAUAAAUUUAAUACAAAAAUAAAGACCGUAGUGAAUUAAGUGGAUACUGGGUUAUACAUCAUACAACACAACAACAACAACUACAACAAACACAUUAUAUAAAAAUAGUUUUUCAAUGGUGUACAUGUGAUUAUUUCGGAUAUAAAAGAAAUUGAAACCGCAUCUUGGUGUUGAGCAAAUUUCAGAAUCUAAUUUCGUUGUUGUUUUUCAUUUCUCUUGUUGAUUUCGAAGAAUUUCAGAAACAAGACACUAAACGGUGAUUUACGGUGACACAAUUAAUAGAAGACAAUGAGUCUAAAAAAGGCUAGCCGCACGAAAAGUCUUUCAUUAAGCGAUGAUUUUCCACUGAGAUCACCACCUCGCACAAACCGUCCGAGCAAAAAAGUUGAGGACACCGGCAAAAUAUUGAAAUAUAUCGACGACAAUGUCAUUGGCAAAGGGGUUGCGUUUCUGGGGCCAUUCGGUCGUCGCAAAGUUGUUUAUGCAGAUUACUCGACAUCGGGCAGAUCGUUACAGUUUUUAGAAGAUUAUGUUAAUAAGGAGGUCCUACCUGCCUAUGGAGAUAUCAAUUGCACAUCAUCAGUUACAGGAUUACAGUCGAAUUUGUAUUACAACGAAGCUAAAGAAAUAAUAAGAACCGCUGUAAAUGCAUCAGAUGAUGAUGAAUUGACAUUUUGCGAAUCGGCCUACACCAGCCCAAUCGAAAGGCUCACCACACUGCUGGCAUUGAGAGAUUCAAACGUACCAACGCCCAUACUAUUCGUUAGCACAUGUGAACCGGAAAAAAAUAUCCGACCAUGGUUGGACGUUGGUGUACAAAUCGAAAAAGUGAGCAAAACGCGAGACGGUUUCUUGGAUCUGGUUGAUUUAGAGCAGAAAUUGGCAAAUUUUUACGAAAGUGGACGAAAGUUGAUGGGUCUAUUUUCGGGAUCAUCACGCUUGACGGGUAUAUUUUCGGACGAUGUGGCAACAACAAUUUUGUUACACCAGUAUUCAGCUAUUUCAAUAUGGGACUACAGCUCUACCGGACCAAGCAGUAAAAUCGACACAAACCCAUCGUUACCCGGUGCGGCUAAAGAUAUUGUAUUUUUCUCGGCAAACAAAUUCAUUGGCGGAGUUCAAGCCCCAGGUGUUUUAAUCAUAAAAAAAUCGUUGCUGUCUGAUAAUAGUCAAAUGAUUUACGAUACCGUUGGUGCUGUCGGUGCUGUGCGAGCUGGACUUGUCGUUCAACUGAAAGAAUCUGUCGGCAUACAAACCAUUAUGAAUCGUCACGAAAAAUUAUGCAAGCAAAUGUUAUCACAUAUCCGAACAAUUCCAGAAAUAAUUUUACUCGGACCAUUAGGAACGACAGCCAAAAGAAUUCCAACAUUAUGCUUUUUAGUAAGACAUCCACGUAGCACAUACUUACAUCAUAGAUUUGUAGUUGCCGUGUUAAAUGACGUAUUUGGCAUACAAGCUACGGCCCAAAAUUCUAUCGUUGAAGCAAUGGGAAUCAAUAACAAACUGAUCGUUGAAUACGAUCGGCUGGUUACGGACGAAUCAUUGAAUUUGCAAUCGAUCAAACCGGGCUACACACAAAUCACAUUACCAUUUUUCAUGACGGAAACCGAAGUCGGUUUCAUUUUGGAGUCACUGAAAAUGGUAGCCACAGAGGCAUGGAAACUUUUGCCACAAUACGAAGUUGUGCCGGAAACUGGUGAGUGGAGGCAUCAUUCAAAUUCGCUAGCCAAAGAACGAAAGUGGUUGGGUGCUAUACGUUAUACGGAUGGUAGGAUGAUGUUUAACGAUCGCCGUAUUUCGGGACCGGGUCUAUUUCCGCAGAACUAUUCCGAUUGCCUGCAGACCGCCCGAAAUCUAUUCAGUCGGGCGAGGAAAGUGGCCCAAAAGUCAGCAACAGCAAAAGUGGUUCUUCGAUUAAAUUACGAUCAUGCUGAGACUCUUCGAUGGUACAUGCUUCCAGGAGAGGCUCAUGAAUUACUUCUCGGACAUUCACAAAACAUUAAGCAUCAAGUGCCGUUUGAUCCGAAUAAAGCAUUUGUACCAACGGCACUUUUUUACCUGACCCACCGACACAACAGUCUAUCAGCGUUGGACGUGAAGCGAUUUAAAAGUAGGAGUCUUCCCACAUCACCGAUUUCCAUACCGAUAAUAACAAGACAACAGUCAUCGCCUAGCCCGAGCAGACAGAGUCCAAUCAGUGAAAGGAAGGGAUGCAGUUCACCGCCGGUUGUGAAAUUUUCACUAGGUGGUGAGGUGACCACAUUGGCCAAUCUCAAUCAAAUGUCAUCGGGCGUAACUACACCCGACGGAAGUGUGUCAAAUCGCAACAGAUGUCAUAGUUGGUCAUCCAAUGCUGGUAUUAGUUCAUUAAGUCCACAAAUUCGAAUGAAUUUGGGACUAACAUUUCCGCAACGGUCGUCACAGCGGCCGCCGAGGCAAAGGUUAUGUUCAUGUAGUAGUCAAACGGAAAUCGACGAAGAGGUGGACGAUUCAUCCGGUCUAAACUCUCCAACCACCCAACCUUCGCUACAGCAAAUUGGAAGUGACAACGAAGACUUAGAGGCUUAUGUGAAAGAAGUUACAACUGAACUAGCAUCCGAAAUAAAAUCCGAAAUUCGUGGAGUUAUUUCAAAGGUAGAAGAUGUGCUCGACAGCAAUGCGGACAAUACGGAUUUAAGCAUUUACAAUUUGUCAUCUUUAACUAAUCUGUCCAGCGCUGAUGAGCUUCGCAAUGAUUCUGUGUCAGCAUCAGAUGUGGCAGAAUAUUUGAAAGAAUUUUCUAAGGGAAUAACCAGCCAAGUUACAUCUGAAAUUCGGGAGAUCGUCAAUGUGAUGAACGAGACAGAACAUGAUCUACAGUCACAACGCAAAAUAACUCACCGCUUCAGUGACACAUCUGCCCAAGUCGUAUCACCACCCGAAUGCACCAAACAGCGUUCCGAAUCAUUUCCAAACCCAAGCACACAGAAAUUCAAUUCAGCCCCGAAUCCGGAAAGUUCGACACCAACUUGUCCGUACACCGGUGCCAUAUCAAAACUAACCGAUCCCAAUGGAACAACGUCACAAGAUUCGGGUAUAAAUAUGUACUUCCACGAUCAGGAUGACACCCGUCUGCGGACAAUUGUUGAGGGAGCUUCGAACGAAAGAGUACGUACACUAUCCAGACAGUCAGUGGUAUCGGAAAGCGUUGACGGCAUCGAACCGGAUUCGUGUUGUUCGUCGCAAACGAAAUGCAAAUGCGUUAGGAACCAUAAUGAUCAUGCGUCGCGGGCGUCAAGCAAAUAUACGAAAAAUGAUUCGACCGAUUCGGAUAAAGAUGAAUGCAACAAAUGGCAGUACCUACCGAAUACAGUGUGGAAGCAGACAGCUGAGGCGAUCGACGAAUUCGAUAUGAUAAAAGAUGGCGACAAGAUUUUAGUUUGUCUUUCCGGUAGUAGUUCGUCACUAUGCAUGCUACAUGCGGUACGACAAUUUUCUCGGGCCCGAGGAUUGCAUAUUGAUAUUGGCGCCGUAUCCAUCGGUACAUCUGGCGUUGAUCCACGGGCACUUAUGUUAUAUUUACGAGAUUUGGAUGUUAAAUUUUUCGUGGACCAAAUUAGUCCAAUUGAAAGUCUCCGAUCGAAACUGUAUACAAUUGCACGACAGAAUAAUUACAAUGUCAUAGCAAUGGGCAACACGUUGGAUAAAUUGGCCGACGAAUUUUUGGUAUCCGUGUUGAAUAAAGGUCGCGUCUAUGCUACACAAGCCCAUUGCUUCAACCGAGACGGUGAUCUGCGUGUAAUUCGACCGUUUGUUUAUAUUAGGGAACGACACUUGGAAGAUUUCUGCAUACAAAAAGAUCUGCCAAGUAGACCGUCCAGAUUAUUUACGAAAAUCGAUGCGUCGAACAGCAUUUUAAAAGUACAAGAAGUCAUUAAUCCUGCCGUUUAUGAUAAUAUCAAAAAUGCAUUAAGGCCAUUGAUGUCAAUAAGAAUUGAAGCGACUCGGACUGCUUACGAAUACUUACAGAAGGCGGUCACGUCAAGAGAAUAAUUUGCUAUCCAGCCAUCUCUCUGGUCAGAUCUUAGUAUUAAAUUUAUUUUUUCUAAAAGUCAUUUUUUAAAAGAAAUUGUGAUGCUGUUAAGAAUAAAACAUUUUUUAAGGAAAAAAA